AUGACUGAUCGAAGAAAUUCCAUGUACUCCCCUCAAGGCAACUCAUACUCUCCUGCGCAGUGGAGUCCCGUUGAUCAGGCAUACGCCUCCUCAUCGACCCAUUACACGGCAGCAUACCAUGAUCACAACUCCCCGUCACACCACCGUGCUCCUCAAGCUGACGCUUCGGGGUCGCCAGCCUACCAAGGAGUUUACUACCCAACAUCGUCCUCCUAUACGCAUUCCGGAAAUGCCGUCCAGCAACCCUAUCCAUCUAUCAGCCCAACCUUGUCUCCAGUAUCCUCCUCUCAGCGGCAAUCCCACUCGCGAACACAAUCCUCUCAGUCCUACGCGCAGGCACAGGCUCCGUACGGACACGUUCAACCGGUAGCACAUACACAUAACCGUCCACGAUCGCACUCACAAGCGCACCCAUACAUGCCGUCGUCCUCCCCAGUGAUAGAUUCUUCUUAUCCUGCUCAAUAUCCGCAACAAGUUCCGCUGUCACCGGCGUAUAACAUCUCCCCUCAAUUUCCUGCUUCACCUGCUCGCCCUUUCUCCUGCGACAUGUGCGCGCUGUCAUUCAACAGACAACAUGACCUGAAGCGACAUCGGGAAACUCACACAGGCGAAAAGCCCUUUCUCUGUAAUGGAGGAUGCGGGAAGACUUUUACCCGUAAAGAUGCCUUAAAACGCCAUCAACUAGUCAAAGGUUGCGGCAAGGUUGAUGACAUGUGGCCAUAA
Messenger RNA from Pleurotus ostreatus (oyster mushroom), 723 nucleotides. RefSeq lists its product as uncharacterized. The record is from RefSeq and is a predicted model, not a curated record. Gene Ontology annotation, molecular function: RNA polymerase II cis-regulatory region sequence-specific DNA binding; DNA-binding transcription factor activity, RNA polymerase II-specific. The coding region runs from base 1 to 723 and encodes 240 amino acids. Gene Ontology annotation, biological process: regulation of transcription by RNA polymerase II. The transcript is spliced from 2 exons. NCBI's taxonomy places the organism in Eukaryota, Fungi, Basidiomycota, Agaricomycetes, Agaricales, Pleurotaceae.